GUAAACCGUUGGAAAUGUUGGAACGUUGAUAUACGCUUCUGACGAUUUCGGCUGGGGUCACUGAAGAGUGGUAUUCGCGUGAGCAAUGGCGCGAGCGCCUCGACGCGCUACGGGAACGACGUGUGUACGGUGUAGAUGAUACAUCGGAGCCCAAUCCGCGUGGUAUGUUGUUUACGUUGCGCGCGAGGAUCUAUCGUUCGUGUUACGACGGCGCAGUAUACAGCUCGAAGGAUCUUGAGCGCGAGCCUCGUCGUGAGCCGCCAUGAGACGCAUUAGCGUUGGCGGUAUGAGUCGGCCAUCCAAAGCCGUGACUCAAGCAAAGAAAGUAGCUCCACCAGCUGUACCAGAUGUGUUUCGACAUUCCGGUUCCUCUUUCGGCUCAGCUGGAUAUGCUAGCAGCGAGGAUAAUUGCUUCCUCUCUGGAAGCGGCCCCGGAGGUACGACAGACGAUGGUUCCUACGUGGUGCCAUCUGGAAAAAGUCCAGGACCUAUUUUCACACAUUCGGGCUUCACCUUUCCGCCGGUGAUUGGCAAGUAUGCCCACGCCGAAGAUCAAGGUAUUGAUAUGACCCAAAGUCCUGGUAGAGACAGUCCUGGUAGUUCCGGAUCAGGUUCCGGUUCUAGACAUUCCACGGCGUCAUUGGAUUUUCACUUAGGACUUAGAGGACCCGGUGCUCUUGCCUCGUCUCCUAGAUGCUCUAUUAGUUCACUCGGGAGUCAUCCUGACCGACCGACAGAUCUUGACGUCGUUCACGCUUGGUUAACUGAACUCCAAUUCGAGGAAUACUUUCCUUUGUUCGCUUCCGCAGGUUAUGACCUUGCAACUAUAACGCGUAUGACACCGGAGGAUCUCACGGCUAUAGGUAUCAAAAAACCUAAUCAUAGGAAACGACUAAAAGCGGAAAUAGAUAAUUUAAAUAUAGGAGAUGGUUUACCAGAACAUGUGCCUGGAUCGCUCGAAGAAUGGCUCAGGCUUCUCAGACUUGAGGAAUAUCUUGGUGCUCUUCAUCAACAGGGUAUGCGAUCCGUCGAAGACGUGACAACUCUCACUUGGGAGGAUCUUGAAGAUAUUGGUAUAGUACGGUUAGGACAUCAGAAAAAAUUAUUGUUAGCAAUUAAAAGAGUUAAAGAUAUUCGCGCUGGCAAGCGUAUACAACCACUUGAUCUUGCGCGCUUGCCGCCACAUCCUGGGCAUACGCAGGACGUUGUUAUUCAACGAAGUGGACCUGAUUUACCAUCACCUGAUGAAAAUUGUUCUUCGCCUGUACUUAGAUCUUUUCAAAGAGGUGGAAGCGAUACUACUUCUGAUGUUACUUGGAAAAGUAUGUACGCCGCGUUUCCAACUGAUUACAAUACAGUUGGCCGUACUAGCUCCCGAGGAAAAUCUUUGGAAAGUCUAGAGGAUGCGCCUCUUGGCUAUCCUCCAUCACCAGCUCCAACGUCGCAUCCACAAUCCCUCGAUUGGCGUCCACGCAGUUUUGAAGAUGGUGAUCUUACACCCACGAAUGAUGUUUCCGUUGUAGAUGCUGGUGGCGGCACUCUUCCACGACCAAGACAUUGUCUCGUUCGUCCACGACCUGUAGCCAAGGUCACUGCAACACCAGGUCAAUAUAAAUCCUUACCGAGAGACUUGAAUAACAAGUAUCAAUUAACAUAUGGACUCGAAAGUAGUCCACAUCUUCCAAAACGGUGUCCUCCAUCACCUCCAAGGCGACAAAACUCUCGAGAUACAACUAGUUCUUCCGUAAUCGCUGUUGGUGGCUCGGUGAUCGGUGAUGUCGUGAUAGACUGCAGCGGGCCGGUGCCAACCGCUUCAUGUGACGAUCAUCAUAUUCAUCAUCAUCAACAUUUGCUUCAUCAUCCAUCGCCGCCACCACCGGCGCCUAAGCCGGUGCCUACGUCAGCAUCUUCUACACCACCGCAAUUAAAUCGACCGUCUUCUUCCAUGUCACGUUCAUGGGGUAGCGUUAGCGUUAACAUUAACGAAGAACACGAGUUAAUUGCAUCUCUCGCCCUGCAACAUCGCAACGGAUCAGAUGCUAGUUUUAAAUCAAGUUCCAGUACAGAAUCAGAUUCGUUGCCGUUUGCCAAUGAGAAUGCCGGUACGAUAAAACAAAGGGCCAAUCGAGCACAAGAAUACAUAGCGGGUCCUAACAGUAGUAUAAGUGGUCAUAUAGUCAAUCAUCAUUCCAAUGGCGGAGAACCUGCGGAUGUUUUGAACGACAUUGGGAAUAUGCUUGCCAAUCUUACAGAUGAGCUCGAUGCAAUGCUCGAAGAAGAGAAACGCCAAGGCCUGAACUCAUAAUCGUCACUGCCUUCGUUUGCACUUUUCUAUCUAACUAAAGUUGCCAUAGAAAUGCAGGCUUUGAUACAUGAAAUAAAUAAACUUGAUUAGUGCAACGUGUACACAAUUAUAGAUACAAAUGAAUACAAUUCAUGACAAAAUAAACUGAUAGAAUCGUGUUGAGAAUCGAAUAUUUCGAAUUCUAAGAUCCACAAAGACGGAAAUAUUUACCAAUAUAAAUCUAUGUCUUCGUUGCGACAAAAAUAGAAUCUUUUAUUCCAAAAAGAAAAUAAAUUACGUCAUUCGAAACCGUCGAUGAAACUAUUCUGUUUCGUAUUGUACAGAUUAAUGAAUAUCCAAAAUACAUCUAUUUUCGCGUGGUUUAUGUUUUUGCUUCGAUUUUUUUUCGAUUAUUGGGACAGAAAUACUUUAUACUUCAGUAUAGAAACAUCUUGAAUGUGCCAGCAAAUUUCCAAACGCAGCUGUGGUAUUGCAUCUAAUACUGAUAUUGCACAAUCUUUUUUACUUCUUUUUGAAGUAAUUCUAUAAUCGUAUUCCUUUUUAUUAGCCUUUUUUUACAAUGGACAAUAUUACAAAUGAGUGAUAAUACAAUACGUAUUGCUCUAUUCUAUAUAAAUUAGAGCAAUCCAAAGUAUUCAAACAAAUAUGAGAUACUGACGUAGCAAGGAGAGGGGGAAGGGAAAAAAUUAUUAACAAAUAUAAAUAUAUUUGUAUAAUUAUAAUUUGUACUGCAGAUCGUAUUGCAAACAAUUCGAA
Mycetomoellerius zeteki is the source of this 3061-nucleotide messenger RNA. It is a transcript of the gene ckn, whose product is annotated as CRK like proto-oncogene, adaptor protein. Gene Ontology annotation, molecular function: protein phosphatase binding; signaling adaptor activity. Gene Ontology annotation, biological process: cell surface receptor protein tyrosine phosphatase signaling pathway; axonogenesis. Lineage: Eukaryota; Metazoa; Arthropoda; Insecta; Hymenoptera; Formicidae. Gene Ontology annotation, cellular component: axon; focal adhesion. The record is from RefSeq and is a predicted model, not a curated record.